Cylindrotheca closterium is the source of this 1560-nucleotide messenger RNA. The record is from the annotation of a GenBank genome assembly. Lineage: Eukaryota; Bacillariophyta; Bacillariophyceae; Bacillariales; Bacillariaceae.
AUGCCACCCAAACGCAAAGCCGCUGACAAAGCCACUAUUGUCAAGCGUUCGAAAGUAGACGAUGCUACCCCACAAAAUCUAAAUCUGAUUGCGGACAAACUCUUUGGAUGUGCAGAUGUCGUUGCCAUACUCUUCUCCUUUUUGGAUCUCCGGCAGUUGCUGCUAUUAGCCUGUACCAGCAGAGGCGUUGAGGCGACUCUUGAGUAUGGACAUGUGGUUCGUGCGACCAUGCUCUCGGGAGGAUACCCGCAGACAUCUCUAGAGAGAAUGCUAGGACCCGUUCGGGAGCGAAAGAUUUGGGUACCAUCGCCAUUGAGAUUACUGCGAGUGGUAUGUGGCAAGAAAUGUGAAGUUUGCAACGUUCCGACCCGAUACGUCUGCAAGGCUUUUGCCCUCUUUCUCUGCGAAAAUUGCUUGACAAAGUCCACAAAGCUCCUUCGAAGAAACAAGCAAUGGAGGCCGUAUCUUGAGGCCCCUGGCGUCAUGUUGGGACCUCGCAAAGGAAACCGAAGUCCACAUUCUUUCCUCAUCUCGAAGCCCUUCGAGGAUAAAUGUGGCAAUAGGAUUGGCCCACUAGUGACAUCGGAGGAUAUUGAGGCCAUGGAACAUCGAAAAGGGGGUGAUGCUUAUUCGGAUGAUACCUCUGCUACUGAGGAAGUGGCAGCAUUUGUCGAAGAGUGCAAUGAUCAACAACCGAAUGCCGAAACGGCAAGGCAAGCAAUACUGAAGGCACCUGGCGACAACCGUCGAGAUGUUAAGAAUCGUCAGGCAGCUUUGGCCGCUUUAAAGCAAGAAAAGAAGAAAAUCACUGGAAAGAAACUCAUUGCCAAGAGACAAAAAUGCGACGAGAUUAUCCAGAAACUAGUGGUAAAGCUGAACGAUGACCAGGAUUUGAUUGCCAAGAUGGAGGCGCGACAGUGGAGCCUAAGGGUCAACUCAUAUGAAUUUCGUGAUCCAAGGCUUGAAAAGAUUCUGGGCAAAGCCUUGAGAGCACCGAGCAAACUGAACAGCCAGAAGAAACUCCAGGAAGUAUCGGAUGCAAUUUAUGGAUUGAACGAAAACAAAAGGCUCGGCCUCCAUUAUAUUCAGCAGAUUAUGACUCUUGUGGAUCACAAAGAUGCUGCUGAAGUGAUUCAAUACCGAUGGGUCAAUUGGAGACGUUGCUAUUACUUUCACAAUAAGUGCAUUAGUGAGAUCUUGGAAGACCCAUUGGAGGAUCCAAAGUCUCUUGACCCUGCCAACGAUAUCCCGCCAUUGGCGGCUCGAGCCAAGAAGAUUGUGAUGCGCAAAGAGCAAACCGAGGAAAUCUUGAAAACCUUGCAGACGAGACUAGAGGGACUGAGAUAUGCCAAUGACCUUUGCCAUCGUACCUGGCAAUCCCAGAGCUGGUCUUAUAAAUUCACAGAAACGUACGUCCAUAAUAUCCUCCACGAACCACUGCUAUCGGCUGCCGAUAUUACCGAUGAAAAGUUGAAUGAGUUAGAAAAGCAGCUUCGGAACAUGAUGGAAAAAAUGGAACAGAAUGAAAAAAAUGGAGGCACAGAGAAAAUGAAUGGAUGA